AUGUCUGACGCGCCGCCGCAAAUCAAUCUCGACAAGAACGACUUGCCAGCACUUGACGAUCUGGAUCCCUCCGCACCCGUCAACGCCGACAUCCUUACCAACGGUGCCUCAGACCACAGCCAGCAGCAACCCGCUACCAGCACCAGCACGACUUCCACAAAGGAUAGCAUCAUAAACUCUGCACAGAACGCAAUGGCCGCCGUUUCGAACCACCCGACUACUCAAAACCUCAAAAAUGGUCCUGUCGCCCAAAAUGUCAAGGCAGAGACUGCAAAGACAAAGAACGAAUUUGCCGACCUCGCCAACGCCCGUCAAACGCCUGAUGAGCCUGCUGCGACCGGACAGCCCUUGACCCACUACCACAGCUUGUUCUAUCGCCUUCUCAGCUGGAGGAACCCUCGCGCUACCGCCAUCUCGUUCGCCGCCUCCGUUCUCUUCAUCUUCGCCGCUCGAUACCUGAACGUGAUCCGUUACAUCUUCAAGGCUUUGUACCUCACAUUGGGUGCAACUGCCACCGCCGAGGUCGCCGGAAAGCUUGUUUUGGGCCGCGGAUUGACCUCUCAGUUCCGCCCCAGGACAUACUUCACUAUUCCCAAGGCUUCUCUUGAGCGCCUUCUCGACGAUGUGGAGCAGUUCAUCAACUUCUUCGUCAUCGAGUCGCAAAGGAUCGUCUUCGCCGAGAAUGUCUACGCUACGGGCGCAGCUUUCUUCGCUUCUUUCAUCUCCUACUUCCUCAUCAAGUUCGUGCCACUCUGGGGAUUGAGCUUGAUUGCCACUACUGUUGCGUACUUGGCUCCCCUGAUCUACAUCAAGAACAAGGAGGUCAUUGAUGCACACCUCGAGAAGGCCAGCAGCUUGGCCAGCCAGCAAGCCGCACAGGUUCGUGAUCUGGCUGCACAACAUACCGGACAGGCUGCGAAGACCUUCCAGACCUAUGCCGGCGAGUACACCCACAAGGCACAGGAGACCUUCAACCAGUACCGUGGCCGCUCUGCCUCACCCGAGGUCAAGAAGGAGGAUUUCCCCGUUGCCCCCAAGCAUGAGCCAGCUCCCGAGACCGCCGCUGUUCCCGAGCCUGCUAUCUAA
Messenger RNA from Aaosphaeria arxii CBS 175.79, 1086 nucleotides. RefSeq lists its product as uncharacterized. The transcript is spliced from 7 exons. NCBI's taxonomy places the organism in Eukaryota, Fungi, Ascomycota, Dothideomycetes, Pleosporales. Bases 1 to 1086 code for a protein of 361 amino acids. The record is from RefSeq and is a predicted model, not a curated record.